UCUAUACCGAGCGAGAACGACUGUGACUGUCUAUUUGAUCGUGAAAGUCAUCGUGUCCCCUCUUGUACACCUGCCGUCGUCGUUCAUAGCCUGAAAGCAUAUGCCAAGCCCCUACCAACCCCGACCUUGAUUUGCUUGACUCGCUCGAACUCCACAACACCAAGAACUUCCCCAUCUCGAUAUCAACCCAAUCUUGCGUCUCGAAUUACCACCACAAAAAACAUCAAAAUGUCACAAAAGCUCGCCGUCAAUGAGUCGACAAGCUUCUCAACCCAACCAGCAACUCAAACACAACUCACCACCGCCCUCGUCGACCACGGUUCAAUCCCAGUCAUUCAAAACGCCCUCUUGCACGAACUCCAGGCUUCAGGCUGGUCGACCAAUCUCAAGAACCAUGUCACUCAACUCAUGCGCUCGGGCGAAUGCACAAAAUACGAUGACCUGAUGGAUCGUAUUCUGGAAGAGGCUCUUGGGGAAGCCGAUGCUGCAAAGGACGGCGAUCAUCCUUCUUUGGCUAUUCCCGAUCAGGCAAUCACUCAAGCUGUCAAGAUUGUCAAGAAGGAGUUGGACAAGAUCUGUCAAGUCGAGACUGCUUGAGCGCCUCUUUGACCUUUCUCUCUCAACCUCUGUACUGUUUCUCUCUUACAUUCAAUGGCGUUCGGGGCACACACAUCAAUGAUACCACUUUUGCUUUAAGGAUUGGGACUUAUCAUUAGAAUAGACAGGCCCUGCCUACUUCGAUGUUAGCGUAAAUUUAUAUGCAUGUUCAGAGGGGGUCCUUAUUCAAUUUUAUCCACUUAAAC
This is a messenger RNA of Aureobasidium pullulans EXF-150, 803 nucleotides long. RefSeq lists its product as uncharacterized. Gene Ontology annotation, cellular component: nuclear pore; SAGA complex. Gene Ontology annotation, molecular function: transcription coactivator activity. The record is from RefSeq and is a predicted model, not a curated record. Gene Ontology annotation, biological process: positive regulation of DNA-templated transcription; mRNA export from nucleus. The transcript is spliced from 2 exons. Bases 229 to 597 code for a protein of 122 amino acids. Lineage: Eukaryota; Fungi; Ascomycota; Dothideomycetes; Dothideales; Saccotheciaceae.